GCCAGCAUCAGAAUCUGGCCCGGCAGAUGAUUUAACAAAUUAAUAAUAAAUUAUUUGCUUAUCGUCACAAAAAAAAUAUUAGUAUUUCAUAUUGAGUUCAGAGCUUUUAUUCUGGAAAAAAAUAUGAACUUAUUCAAAUAGAUUCUGUUGCUAGAAUUCAAUUCAGUUGUAUUUGCAUAGCGCCAAAUCAUAACAUAAAUUAUCUCAAAGCACUUAAGUUAGCGUAAACUAAAUGUUUGGUUUGAAAAAUAAAAACACUGCUGUUGUUAUGGACAGCCACGUUUGGGGAGUAAAUGUCCCUAAAAUAACUACUUGCAAAUGUCAGGCUCAAAGAAGAAGCAGUAAUUCUUAAAAUUGAAAUAAUAAUAAAUACAUAAAAAUAAUAAAGACAUUUUUAAGGCACUAUGCUUGAUGAAGAUAUGAUGUUUAUGCCUAAUAUUCAAUUGCUUACAAAACAAUUGGCCCUCAGCCACAUUGACUUGCUGAUCCCUGAUAUAUCAGGAUCACCUAUCAGUAUCGGCUGCGCUCAGACACAUCGGUCGACUGAACUGUAAUCAGAACCUGUCGUUGGACGCGUCCUCUUCCCGUCUUCCGUCUAAAUCGCUGCUUUUCAUUCACGAUCAGUUUUGUGCGAUUAUCAUCAUCAUCAGCAGCAGCAGCAGCAGCAUCAGCAUCAUCACUGACUGAUGACCUCCAUCCAUCUCUGUCGUCGACCAUCUCUCGUUCUCUCUCAUCCUCCAGGCUCCUCAGACCGUGUGUCCUCCAUCCACCAUGCUGCAGGUCGGGGACGAGGUGAUGUGCUUCUCUGCGGUGUUUCUGCUUCUGUUGUUGGGGACCAGGAGCGCUACGGGAGCCUGCCUCAUCACCGCAUUCCUCUACGUAUUCAUGGUGAUGUUCCGCUUCCCCCCGGUGCCAGCGGACCGGGCUGGCCACGUCCUCCGGCCCAGGGCUCUUUCUUCAGGCGGCGUGCCGGUGGUGGCGCACCGCGGAGGCAGCCAUGACGCUCCGGAGAACACGGUGGCAGCGAUCAGAGAGGCCAGUAGGAACGGGGCCACUGGAGUGGAGCUGGACCUGAGUUUCACCGCUGACGGUGUGCCGGUCCUGAUGCACGACGAGACUGUUGACCGUACGACCAAUGGCUCCGGACCAAUUAGCAAACUGCAAAUGGUCCAAAUCAGGAGAUUAGAUGCUGCUGCUCACCACAGGCUGAAAGACAAGUUCGGUGGAGAGAAGGUCCCAACUCUGCAGGAGGCCGUGGAAGAGUGCAUGAGACACAAACUGACCAUCAUCUUUGAUGUCAAAGGUCAACCUGAUAAGGCUGCAUCAGUGCUUCAUGAGAUGUACAAGAAAUUCCCCGUCCUUUACAAUUCCAGUAUUGUUUCCUCCUUUGAGCCCAAAGUUAUCUACAAGAUGCGUCAGACUGACCCCGACGUGGUCACAGCCCUGACCCACCGGCCCUGGAGACUGAGCCACUUCGCUGACGGCACUCCUCGGACGCCGUCGGCGUGGGGUCAGCUCUGGACGGGCUUUCUCGACGUCUUGUUGGACUGGGCCCAUCAUCACAUACUGUGGAAACUUUGCGGCGUCUCUGCCAUCGUCAUGCAGAAAAACUUUAUCUCGUUGGACUACGUUCAGUACUGGGCAGAGCGAGGUGUGGAGGUGAUGGGCUGGACCAUAAACACCGCUGUGGAGAAAGACUAUUACCAAAAUGUUCUCAAGAUCGGGUACAUCACUGACAGUCUGCUGGGAGACUGUGAUCCUCAUUACUGAAACACACACACACAAAGUCAGUAUUAUUGCAACCUUUUUCAGUUUCCUAACACACAAAACAGACAUAUUUACAGAUUAAGUUUAAAUUAGGGACUCAAAGGUGCUGUCAGCGAGUCAACAUGUUUGGUGAAAGACGACAUUUAUUCACUGACAACA
Molecule: messenger RNA, 1926 nt
Organism: Solea solea (common sole)
Lineage: Eukaryota; Metazoa; Chordata; Actinopteri; Pleuronectiformes; Soleidae
Product: glycerophosphodiester phosphodiesterase 1-like
Exons: 6
Coding region: 772-1770 (332 amino acids)
Biological process (GO): lipid metabolic process
Molecular function (GO): phosphoric diester hydrolase activity
Source: RefSeq, a predicted model, not a curated record